Neolamprologus brichardi is the source of this 5090-nucleotide messenger RNA. NCBI's taxonomy places the organism in Eukaryota, Metazoa, Chordata, Actinopteri, Cichliformes, Cichlidae. The record is from RefSeq and is a predicted model, not a curated record.
AUGGUGUUUAAAGUGACUGUCAGCAGCUUAAUUGUUGGAGUGAUUUUGCGUUAUGGCGUUCAUGUUCCUCGGGAUGGUGGCAACAUAACCUUGAAUUGCCAAGUCAAUGCCAGCCCUGCCACUCUGCUGGUCAAUGUAAGCGGCAAGUUCUACGAGUACACAUUGAAAGGGGAGAUCGGUGCCAGCGAAGUGAACGACGUGCGGGAUAAUGAGAUGCUGCGCAAGCAGCGUUUGGGAGUGAAUUUUGAUGUAUGUUCUCUGCGCCUCACAGUGACAGUCCUGGCCAUCUUUAAUGAGCUGCAGGUGGACGUGGAUCUCUACGCAUUACUGUUUGGAGAAAGCGUGCUUAACGAUGCCGUGGCCGUGGUUCUCUCCUCUGGAAUCGUCACUGCUCUCGUGACUAAAUUUACCAAGCUGCGAGACUUCCAGCUGUUGGAAACAGCUCUGUUCUUUCUCAUGUCAUGGAGCACAUUCUUGCUGGCUGAGGCUUGUGGUUUCACAGGUGUGGUAGCAGUACUCUUCUGUGGAAUCACUCAGGCCCAUUACACCUACAACAAUCUGUCUCCUGAGUCUCAGGACAGAACCAAACAGCUGUUUGAACUUUUAAAUUUCCUGGCGGAGAACUUCAUUUUCUCCUACAUGGGGUUGACCCUUUUCACGUUCCAAAACCACGUCUUCAAUCCGAUGUUCAUCGUUGGAGCUUUUGUAGCAUUAUUCAUAGGAAGAGCCGCUAACAUUUACCCUCUCUCCUUCCUUCUUAAUCUGGGACGACGCAACAAGAUCAGAUCCAACUUCCAGCACAUGAUGAUGUUUGCAGGCCUGCGAGGUGCAAUGACCUUUGCACUGUCCAUCAGGGACACUGCAACAUAUGCUCGUCAGAUGAUGUUUUCCACCACUCUGCUCGUGGUCUUCUUCACUGUAUGGAUUUGUGGGGGUGGUACGACUCAGAUGCUGUCCUGCCAGCGCAUACGUGUGGGAGUGGACUCGGAUCAAGAUAACUCUAUGAGUGUUGGUGACGGUUCAGAGAGAAGGAGCACCAAACAAGAAAGUGCCUGGCUUUUCAGAAUUUGGUACAACUUUGACCACAACUACCUGAAGCCCAUCCUGACUCACAGCGGCCCCCCUCUCACAGCCACGCUGCCUCCCUGCUGCGGCCCCCUCGCUCGCUUCCUCACCAGCCCUCAGGCCUUUGAGAAUGAAUGCCAGCUGAAGGAUGACGACUCUGACCUCAUCCUGAGAGACGGUGACAUCAACCUGACAUAUGGCGACAUCACAGUCAGUACAGACGCCAGUGGCGCCCACACUAGCGGCGGCCCGGCCUUCGCUGGCGCUGCCACCUCGGACGACUUGGACAGAGAGUUAGCAUACGGAGAUCACGAGCUGGUGAUGAGAGGCACGCGCCUGGUGCUGCCCAUGGACGACUCGGAGCCGCCCUUCACAGAGCCCCACCACCGCAUGCGGAUGUGAAAGUAGUCUUUGAAUACAGACCCAGACAACCGUCCGACGCACCCCGACCCGAGCCAUUGAGCAAAAGACCAGUACCUGAGUCUCCUCCUAUCACCUCUCUCUGCUUUUUCCCCCUUUUCUCCAGCACUUUUGUUCCAUCCUUCUUGCCACAUUUUCAAAUCAUCGUCUCUACCUCAUUGUCUUUCUGCUUAUUUCCACACCUUUCUGCCAUUACUGUAAUAUAGUCAUAUUUAUUUGCAGUUUUUUUCUUCAUAAAUCAGUUUUAAAUCAUUUCAGCUUAAAUUUCUGUGUCACCUUACUGUAGCAUUGCACAGAGAUCUAGCAGCAUGUGUCAGUGUGUAAAUGCAACCACUAGCUAACUUGUCGGUGUAAAGUAUAUCCCAAGAGUACUAUAACUUUUAUAUGCAUGCUGAGGAUGCUAGUUGUUUUCUUAGUUUGGGAGAUUGAGGGCUUUUGUGUUGAAUGUUGCUGCCUUCUCUCUGUGGGUCAGAGGCAAGCUGACCCAGUGGACAACGUUACUGUAAAUUUGGUUACAAUCAAGUGCCUGGGAAUUGUAGUUUUUGGCAGCCCAGUACUGGAUUAGUUCUGUUAAGCAGAGCUGAUUCAUUAUGGUCAGUCAUUCACUUUUCCAUUGUUAAAAAAAAAAAGAUGAUAAAAUGCUCAACAUAAAACAAAGACCUCUGUCCAUAAGGUAGCAAUAUACUUAGCGCGUGUUUGGGCUGUCAGUCUGUGUGCUAUUUGCUUGUAAAUAGUGUGUAACAAUGUGAUGCCAGCGUUGCAGCGUAACCAGGCAGUGAACAUGUGGAUCUCUCCCAAUGACCUUUGACUGUGACAUAGAGGGAGACUUUACACCUUAUUUUAGAGGCUGCUGUCGUUCACGGCAGGACGAAGGGCUGUUGUUUCGAGAUCCAAAUGAGACGAGGCGAGAACGCUUAGUGCCAUUUCUGUCCUGCAUUUUUACAUUUGAUGAAAUCUGAAUGCAGAUGACCUUAAAGUGUUUUGUAUUCUUUUUGCAACAGAGGUUUGUGAGCUGAAUCACAUUUUUCAUAUCCAUUUUCUAGUCUAUAUUUUCUCAUUCAGUGAACCUGAACGACACAUCUAGAUGCAUGAAUCUGAGACUAAAUUAUCCGCUACAGUGGUAUUAAGAGCGUACAACUGAUAUUGUGCUUCAUGAGAACUGUCUAUCUGCUUUUGGUAGGGCUGCAAACAGCGAUUCAUUCAUCUGCCAACAGUUGUUUAAUAAAUUAUUUGGUGUAAAAAAAAAUGAGAGUAGUGAACAAUGCGCAUCAGAGUUGCACAGACCUUAAAGAGUGUUUCAGGUAAAAAAAAUAUGAUUUAGGCAAAUUUUUAAAAAAAUUAUUAUUUUAUCCAUGAAGAUCAAUGUGAUGUGAGUUGCCCAUUUUUUUGAAUAAUACGCCGUAAAGAUUAAAGAUAUCUGCCUUCUGUCAAAUAUAACCAAACACAAUUCUAGUCUUGUGGUGUCCAAAACGUCCAGAAACACAGAAAUGCUACUUUUGACAUCAUUACUUGAAAUUAAAUCUACAAACUUUCUUUGAGCUGUUUAAUUUAGGAUCUAUUUUAAUUAAACUACAGAAAGAGACGUGCUGCCGAGUUUUGAGCAGUUUAGUUUCAUUAUAUUAGAGAGAAGGUGCACCUCUCUAAAUCUGGGCUACUGACGCCCCAAAAAGUCGAGGUGUCACUACAAGCCAGAAGAAAAACUAUAAUUAUUUGAUUUUUUUUGGACAAAUUACAUCUUUAUACUAUAUACUUUAUACUUUCAUUGUUUUGUUUUGUUUUUGUCUGAUCAUCUGAUUAAAAAUGUAACGCAAGUAGAUAGCAUUACCUUUGUUCAACAGCAUGACUUAGAUCAUUCAUUUGGUAUUAAAAUGAAUGCGGUGCAAUUAUUUUAUUUGCUGGCAGAACAGUUAAUCAAUCAACCGUUUGCAGCUGUGAAUUUAUCGAUUGUGUUGUACGAAAUUAUUUUCAAAAGACAAGCCCACAGGAUUAAUCAGUCCGUCCACGUGUCAGCAGAUAUUUUCAGUGGUACUGUGGUAGUUUGUUAUUAUGCAGACUGCCAGAACAGAGCAACAAUAGCUGUUUAAAUGCUGGAUGUUUCUGUCUGCUGUAGAGUUUUUGAUGUCUAAUGGUCGACCAUGAACACAGAGGCACAUAAAGAGAAACGGCCGGAUGUGUUACAUUUGACUUUGUAGCCUUGUGUCAGUGUUCGCUGUUGGGACUAUUUCAGUGCGUGGACAAGAAGAACGGAACGUGUCGUCAGCUCCUACAGCAGCUGUUAAUGUGAGUUUAACAGGAAGUGUUGAUAGCACGUCACCGCGGCAACACUGUGUUGAUGCAGACCGAAGCUAGACAACAUUUGGUGACUUGAAGCAAUCAUGGCGGUUUUUCUUUUUCUUUUCUUUUUUUUUCUCAAAGUUGUUGUUUUGGCCUCCUAGUGACCCAAAGAGAAAAAAAUACUGUGUGUAUGCAAAAUGGAUGUUUGAGGAAGAUGAUGUGGUUAAAGAGGGAGAAGAAGGGGGUGACUGGGGGGCUUGUUAGGCUCUUGUUGUUGAGCGUUCAUGUGUUGGGAUGAUACGGAGGUACAAGGAAGAGAAGGCAUGCUAGAUAUCGCUUUUCCUUCCACAGUUAUCUUCUGCUGUGCAGGAACUUCUUAUUUCUUCUUUUUUUUUAUCAGUUAUGUCUCUAAACUCCACGUUUUCUAAUAUAUGAUUUGUUGAUCUCGCUGUUGUGUUUUCUUUUUUAUAUGUGUAAGUGUGUUUCUGAAUAUUUUGUUUCUGAAAAAGGGACACAGUGAAGAAAAAUGAAUGAUUUGCACUUAUUACAAAUGUUGCGCUGUUUUAUUCUGGGUUUUUUUUCUACUCUUGUUUUUAUCUUAGUUACUUUUAUAUUACUUACACUGAAAGGUUGUCGGAUUUGCAAAUCCAUGUCAGAGAAUUCAUCUUAAGUUGUUUUAUGCGCUACUUUAUGAAGGAAUAUUCCCACAUUGCUCCACCUUAUCGCUUCGCCAUUCAGGUACUCUGUGUGUAAGUUGCUGCUUGAAUGCCGUUGCCAUGACUUCUGCACAGGCAUGAUUCAUGUAUCCUCUGCUGCGAUGGACUCUUUGGCGUAGUGGGAACCAAAAGUGAAAAGUAAAAAGUUAUACAAGGAAUAUUGUGAUCCACUAUUGUUCUUUGAGACAUUAAAAGAUGUGAAAUCUGCAAAAAGUAAAAGAGGUUUUGGUGUUUUCCUCCUGCUCUGCCAGUACGUGUUCUGUCUCUGCUCUCUGAAUGGUGGCCUGUGAUAUGCUUUGAUCAUUGGAAAUCUUGUCUGAAGUAGCUGACCAAAGAAGCCUGCUGUGCUCCGUGUUCUCAGACAGUCCACUCUAUCUUUAUACCGCAAACUCUCUGUGUGUGUGUGAAUGUGUGUGUGUGUGUGUGUGUGUGUGUGUGUCACUGCCUGCAUGUGGAUGAGGAUUUGAAUGUGCACGAGAGAGAGACAGGAGAGAGACAUUGUGAUCUCUCCUGUCUGUGUUGCAGGUACUGACUGUUUACAUCUGUGUAAAUAUACUCUCACCUGUUCAUUUGCGUGCAACGGUCAAUAAACAGAAGCCUGUGCUUUUGAUUAAA